AUGGCGACAUGCGCAUGCAUGUUUGUGAGCGCUUGCGUGUUGACGUGCGUGGCGUACAACGUGGACACAUGGUUUCCACUCAUCAAAAUGGGAGAAAACGGGAGUUUCUUUGGACUCUCGGUCGCUUUGCAUUUGAACCUCAAGUCACACACGUACCUCCUAUUGGUUGGAGCUCCCAGGGAGAGGGCCGAGCCCGGGGUCCCGGCCAAUCGAACAGGGGCCGUGUACAGCUGCCCGAUCAACGCUGACCGAUCGGAUUGCGUGAGGCUGUCGCUCAUCAAGCCAGACUUGGACCCCUCCGAGGACCUGGUUGAAGACAUGUGGCUGGGCGUGUCACUGGCCAGUCAGGAGGCUCCUGGGGGGCGUGUCCUGGCGUGCGGUCAUCGAUUUGUGAAGGUUUACGGUGCGUCCAAACUCCGACACAUGAUCGGUCGCUGCUAUCUCCGCGGCAGCGACCUGCGCUAUGAUGACACCGACGAACGGUGGCGGGCGCCCGAGCAGGUGUGCAGUCACCUAGGUGAUGUGAGCGGCGAGGUCAUGUGUAACUCAGGCAUGUCCGCUUCCAUCUUCCGCCACGACGUUGUCAUUGGAUCACCAGGAAGUUACCAAUGGCAAGGAAACGUCCAUGUGACGUGGAGCAAUCCUCACGUUCUUUUCGACACCAGGAGGAGCUCCUUCCCAAACCUGCAGCGUAGAAACAUCUACUUAGGGUAUUCAGUUACGCAGGCUGCCGGCCUUCUUUCCAGGGAUGAAGUCACCAUCGUGGCAGGUGCCCCGAAGGACACCAAGGAGGAUGCUCGCGGUUCCGUGAUGCUUGCAGUCAAAUACAGCAGUGGCGGGCUGUCUGUCCUGCAGACCCUGCGAGGGGAGCAGACAGGCUCGUACUUUGGGAACGCCAUAGCCGCUGCUGACCUGGACAACGACGGGUGGUGUGACCUGCUGGUUGGCGCGCCAUUCUACUUCCAACGGAGGCAGGAAGCAGGCGGGGCCGUGUACGUGUAUGUAAAUGAGGGGGGUUAUUUCCGUUCAGCUCCCACAUCGGUGCUGAAGGGGCCACCAGCGUCGGCAUUUGGGAUGGCCGUCGCCCAUGCCGGGGACCUUGACGGCGAUGGCUUCCAGGACUUUGCGGUGGGUGCUCCAUUCCACGGAACAGGAAGUGUGAUGAUCUGGCGUGGGAGCAGCGCCGGUGUCACCACAGAACCUAGUCAGGUGAUCAGUGGUAGCAGUUUGUCUCCCCGUUUUUCCACUUUGGGGUUCUCCCUCUCGGGCGGAGUGGACGUGGAUGGCAACAGACUUCCAGACCUUUUGAUUGGCUCUCUGGACGACACCGUCAUCCUGCUCAGGUCUCGUCCAGUGAUGGAGCUCAACAAAACCAUCCGUGUAUCUCCAAAUAUCGUGGACCCCAAAGCUUGUGACUUUUGUAUUGAGGUGGAGGUGUGUUUCUGGUACACGUGGCGCACCCGUGAGAUUCCCCAGCAACACAACAUCACCGUCCUGUUCACCGUGGCCGCUGAUAUCAGCAGCCUGAAGCCCCGACUACGUUUCCGCAGCAAUGGCCAGAACACUUACUUGGGCUCACUGCUGGUUCCACGACGUCGCUGCAGAACUCUUCGUGUCGGACUGGUGACUCCAGUCCGGAAUCAUGUGGAGGCAUUGGUGUUCUCGCUGAACGUGUCUUUACAUCAGAUGAUGCCAGAGAACAGAGACCCCCUCCAGGACCUUAUGGCCUUCCCCGUGCUGAGUCAAACGCCGCGACCCAUCAGGACGCAGGUCCACAUCCAGAAGGCAUGCGGUUUCGAUAAUCGUUGCCACAGUAACCUACAGAUGGUAGCCCACUUCACUGAUGCCAGGCAGCAGCCACUGAGCACGCGGUCUGGCCGUCAGAUAUGGUUCUAUGAGGGCGGCACUGAGCGUCUUCUGCUGCAGGUCAACGUCAGCAACACGGCAGAGGACGCUCACUUGGCCACUCUCAAUGUUAGCGUCCCACCCGCGCUGGUCUACUCGGGAGUCCGCACUAAGGGUGGUGUCCAGGAAGUCCAAUGUUCUGUGGAAGGUUCCAUGGUUCUGUGUGAGCUGGGAAACCCAUUCAAAAGCAACGAGAUGGUUGAAGUGUGGCUAAUUUAUGAGCCUUCAGAAAUCAGAUGGGACACUCAAGAGAUGGAGACACUGCUCCAGAUGUCCACGCUCAGUGAGCAAAUGGACCUGGGUCCAGUCUCUCUGUCCUUGACUGUCAACUACUCAGUGGAUAUGUCCCUCACGUUGACACGUCAGCCGGGUCCCGUCCCCUACAGUGGUGACGUGCUGGGCGAGUCAGCUAUGAGAACCACGGAGGACGUAGGCCCUCUGCUCAUUUUCACCUUACAGGUGUAUGUGGGCGGGAUGCAGGUCGACCGCCAGGACGACCUAGAGUUGGUUUUCGAUUGGCCAAGCGAACUGUCCAAUGGAAAGCGACUUCUUUACCUGACGGAGAUUUCUCUGAACGGAACUGCCAAAGCGCAAUGCCUUCCGCCGGGUGACAUUGUCAACCCUCUCCGCCUAAAGAUGUCGAGAGAGGAGAGCAUGGGAAGGAAGAGGCGGAGUCCGUUCCAGGAAGAGGAAGUGAGGACGGUCAAGAGGGCGGGACUCGGCUCACUUGUCCAUCACUUGAAGGCUGAGGACGAAAGAUCUCAUAUCUUGGACUGCAUGAACGGUGGUGCCAAGUGCGUGCACUUUGCGUGUCGGCUGUCACACGUGAAGAAGAGUGCAAGCGUGACACUACAUGCACGACUGUGGAAGGCCACUAUGUUAGAGCACUACAUGGACGCCAGGGCCAUGCUUAUCCGGGGUUGGGCCACUCUCAGACUGGGCUCCCACAUCGCCACAGAGGCCCCCAGUACUCAGCUGGAGGUACACGUUUACCCCGACCUGAUGGGGCGGGCCAACAGUGGGGUCUCCUUUUGGACAAUUGUGGCGGCAGUCCUGGUUGGACUGGCCCUACUAGCUCUGAUUUGUGUGUUGCUGUGGAAGUGUGGCUUCUUCACACGUGAGAAAGCGUGGCAAGCGGCGGCACAGCACCAGGGUCGGCUGGUGGCGGCGGCAGAGCGGCACACUUGCCAGGAUGCCAUCUUGGCUGAAACGCCUAGCAAACCCAGACCCUGGCGCACGUGGGUUGCUGUGAACGGAUGUGUGAUGGAAACGCCACGGCAAUUUGGGACUCUCUAG
Molecule: messenger RNA, 3201 nt
Organism: Nerophis lumbriciformis (worm pipefish)
Lineage: Eukaryota; Metazoa; Chordata; Actinopteri; Syngnathiformes; Syngnathidae
Source: RefSeq, a predicted model, not a curated record